Molecule: messenger RNA, 646 nt
Organism: Galeopterus variegatus (Sunda flying lemur)
Lineage: Eukaryota; Metazoa; Chordata; Mammalia; Dermoptera; Cynocephalidae
Product: T-cell surface glycoprotein CD1b-like
Exons: 3
Biological process (GO): positive regulation of T cell mediated cytotoxicity; antigen processing and presentation, endogenous lipid antigen via MHC class Ib; antigen processing and presentation, exogenous lipid antigen via MHC class Ib
Cellular component (GO): external side of plasma membrane
Molecular function (GO): lipopeptide binding; endogenous lipid antigen binding; exogenous lipid antigen binding
Source: RefSeq, a predicted model, not a curated record
ACCCCUUUGAGUUCCAGAUCAUAGCAGGCUGUGAGCUGCAUCCUGGGGGUGACAUAGUAAGCUUCUUUAGGGGAGCUUUUAGAGGACUGGAUCUCCUGAGCAUCAAAUAUUACUCAUGUGUGCCUUCCCCAGAAGGCGGAAUCACAGCACAGCAAGUCUGCACACUACUCAAUCAAGGUAUCAUCGAUAUUAUAACGAAGCUCCUCUAUGAAACCUGCCCCCGCUAUCUCUUGGGUGUCCUUGAUGCAGGGAAGGCGGAUCUGCAGAGGCAAGUGAAGCCCAAGGCCUGGCUGUCCAGUGGCCCCACUCCUGGUCCUGGCCAUCUGCUGCUGGUGUGCCAUGUCAUAGGAUUCUAUCCAAAGCCCGUGUGGGUGAUGUGGAUGCGGGGUGAGAAGGAGCAGGCAGGCACUCAGCGAGGUGACCUCCUGCCCAAUGCUGAUGGGACAUGGUAUCUCCGAGUAACUCUGGAUGUGGCAGCUGGGGAGGCAGCUGGCCUGUCAUGCCGGGUGAAGCAUAGCAGUCUAGGAGGCCAGGACAUCGUCCUCUACUGGGGACACCGCACCUCCAUUGGCUUGAUGUUUUUGGCAGUAAUGGUGCCUUCUUUGAUCCUUUUGCUGUGCUAUGCAUUAUGGUUUGUGAGGCACUG